Messenger RNA from Linum trigynum, 2404 nucleotides. The record is from the annotation of a GenBank genome assembly. Lineage: Eukaryota; Viridiplantae; Streptophyta; Magnoliopsida; Malpighiales; Linaceae.
AUUCAGUCGAUCAAUAAAGUAUUAGUUGUUAGUAGAGAAAAGUCUCUCUUUUAUCGUGUUUUCUAGUUCUUUCACUAAAUCGCUCGAGAUCACCGGUGCGUGAAAUCCCGUUCCGCAUCAAUUGGUAUCAGAGCCUGGUUCCGAGUGAACCAAGCCAGGAGACCAUGCCACCGCGCAAGCAGCCAACGGCACCAUCAUCACCAACCGCCGCCAGCGACGAGGAGCUAGCACUUCAAUUUCAAGCUCUUGUCGGUCAUCAAUAGGCGAUCAUGGCUAGGAUGGAAGCUCAGGAUGCUAUCAACCGCGAUCACGAAGCAGCCCUGGAGCAUCUCCGCAUCGACGUCGGGCAAUUGCAGCGUGGUCAGGAGAAACUUCAGGAUGGACAGGAUCGGUUGUCAGAGGAGAUCCUCACAAUCCUCUGUGAUCCGCCUUGGGAGAACGACGUCAGCGCGAUCCUCGCAAUCCUCCGCGAUCCGCCUUGGGAGAAGAAGGUGACCGAGCCGUCGAAGGAGCUCGACCUUGUCGCUGAGAAAAGAGGUCGCACCAUCGACCAGAUCCUGGCGGCGGAGAAGCUGAAGGCAGUCGCCGUGGGCGAGGAGUCUCACUCUCCACGAGCAGGAGCUUGACACCGACGCCGGGAACGAAGCCUGGAGUGACGGACGAAGCGCCGACUAGGAGUGUGGGGCGCAGCGGAGGGAUCGGUCGCGGAAUUCCCGUCGGAGCUGGCUGGGGAUAUCUCGCCAUCGAUGGCGAAGAGGAGUAGGUCGUUGCCCAAGGGGGGAGGCCACCGAUGGGGCCGACUUCGGAGCACACCAACCGCGGAGCGGCACUUCGUGGGCUAGGGCCCAACAUGGGUGGCCUGAUUGGGGCCCUGCUCUACGGGGUUGGCCUAGGAGAAAUCGAGGGAGACCGAGCUGGAGACAGGCCGUCUGGGCUAGGCGGGCCGGAUCGAGCGGAGCAGUGGGCCAGGGAAACAAACGGGCCCUAUGGACCGGCGGGGUCGAGCGCAUGCGGGCCGGGUCUUCCGAGGAGUGGGUCGAGCCAUGAGUGGCCGCCGAUUGGACCAGGAGCGCAGGGAGCUGGGCCAAGCGGGCCAUGGGCUGCAAGGGCAAACUAGGCCGAGCCCAGACCACCGUUCGGGCCGGGUCAGCAGAGCUUGUGCGGACCCGUUGUUGGUCGACCCCAAACCCGCGGACCAGGCGUGCCUUACUCGGGGGGGGGGGGGGGGGGGGGGCGACUGGGUUAACUCAACCCAUGGGUCAGCUGGGUCACUUCGAACGUCUUCGUUAUGAUUGGCGACUUCAAGGACGAGGAUGGCGGAGAAGAGGAGAAGGAAGGCAACCUCGGGGACGAGGUUGCUUAAAGAGGGGGGUUUGGUGCAUUAUAAUUUUCGCUAGCCACCUAGGAUAUUAUUAUUAUUAUUAUUAUUUUUCUUUCUAAUUAUUAUUAGUUUGGAUAUUCAGUUAUUAUUUGGUUAUUCGUAUUAUUAUAUUAUGUCUUGUCUAGGAAGUUAUUUUUUACUAGUCGGUUUGGGAUUGGGUUUCCUUGUCUUACGGGGAAAGGGAUUUGUGGGACUUAUCCUAUAAAUAUGUACAUUUGCUCUUUGUUUUUAUUCAGUCGAUCAAUAAAGUAUUAGUAGUUAGUAGAGAAAAGUAGCUCUUUUAUCGUGUUUUCUAGUUCUUUCACUAAAUUGCUCGAGAUCACCGGUGCGUGAAAUCCCGUUUCGCAUCAUUACGAUAGUAGUGACAGAUACGAGGAGCCUAUGAGGAAGAAAAGUGAAAAAGUGGAACUCCCACAGCGGGAAAUUCUUCCCAUCAAAGCGCCCCAUCAGCGCCUCAGAUUUGGCAGUAUCCAUGAUAGCAGCCGAGAGAAAGCAAACAAUGCCCUAGCAGUCGAAGUAACCAAAGAGCCAAAGCAAGCAGCCGAAACAAGCACAAGACAGCGAACAACAAGGUAGGGAAUAGCCAAAGAAAUUGAGGAACCAAAAGUAAGCAGCCGUCGGCACAAGAGCAUCCCAAAAGAGCCUGAAGCAGCCGAACAGAAGAGACAAAACAAAUAGCCAAAUACCCAGAAAAGACAGCAGCCGAAAAUAACCUGAAGCAGCCAAACAAAAGAGAAGACCCAGCAGCCGAAUACCGAGAAAAGAAAGCAGCCGAAAAUACACAGAGAUCAAAGCAGUCGGAACUUCACAAGAGAGGCUCUGAUACCAUGAUAAGAAGUUGAAAAUCGAGAAGACAAACACCGGAUUUUACGUGGUAUCCCUGAUAAUCGGGACUAGUCCACGGGAGAGGUAGAACUCUCCAGAGUCAAUAUUAUUCAGCUCAAUUAAUCGUACAAGCUAGCUACAAGGUAUAUAUAUAGGCGGUGAGGUUACAGAGAACCCUAAUCAAUCUAAUUUAGGUAA